This is a messenger RNA of Didymosphaeria variabile, 789 nucleotides long. RefSeq lists its product as uncharacterized. The coding region runs from base 1 to 789 and encodes 262 amino acids. The record is from RefSeq and is a predicted model, not a curated record. NCBI's taxonomy places the organism in Eukaryota, Fungi, Ascomycota, Dothideomycetes, Pleosporales, Didymosphaeriaceae. The transcript is spliced from 2 exons.
AUGGGCUAUCUAGGCUCAACUACCCUCGUGAACAUCUUUCAGUGUGACCCAAUCAAAUACGCUUACUUGCAACCACAAAUGGACCACAAAGACGCUGAUGGCAAUACAAUCAAAGGCGGCAAAUGCAUCAAUAGUCUCCAGUUCAUCAUGUCCAGCUGCGCCCUUAGCAUCUUCAUGGACUUGAUCAUCAUGCCUAUCCCCACUGCCAUGGUGUGGAACCUCCAAAUGAAGCGCAAAACGAAAAUAGCAGUGGUCGCUGUCAUGAGCAUGGGCUGGAUAGCGACCAUCGCCUCCGUCUCUCGCCUGAUAGUCUACUACUACCGCUACUCCCCCACCGUCGACCGCACCUACAACAUCGGCCUCGUAACCUCCGUCACUGAGCCCUCCGUGGCCAUAAUCGCCGCCUGCGCCCCUGCCCUACGCCGCCUCUUGACCUUUAUGCUACCUCGCUACUUCUCCGACGGUGCCACCUACCCUGAUGGUACCUACAACUACGAGACGAACAACGCUACAUACGGAAACACACGGCCACGGCGGUCGACGAGCUUUCCGCGCAAUAUCGACAAGGAUAUGGACUUGGUGAUCAGGGAGGAUGGGCAGGAGCAGGACGAGGAGUCGGUGUAUGGGAUGGCGGAUUUGAGGGGGAAGGAGAGCAGAGAGGUGCUUGAGAUACAACGAACGCAGAGUGUGAAGACGGGCGUCAGCGAGGGGACGGGGCAGCCAUUUUGUGUGAAUGCGACGCAACCGUUUGAUGUGCUUGACCACAAGCAGUACGAUGAGAGGCAGUAG